Molecule: messenger RNA, 891 nt
Organism: Acanthosepion pharaonis
Lineage: Eukaryota; Metazoa; Mollusca; Cephalopoda; Sepiida; Sepiidae
Source: the annotation of a GenBank genome assembly
AUGAAUCAAUCCAGGCGUGAAUUUCUUCAGUUGAGUUGUUUGAGUCAUUCUUUGCAGUUUCAUUCAAACAAAUAUAUGUUUUUACAAUGUUAUUUCAAUCAAUCAAUCAAUCAAUUAAUCAAUCAAUCUAUCUAUCUAUCUAUCUAUCUAUCUAUCUAUCUAUGGUUAUUUCAAUCUAUCUAUAUAUCUAUUUGUCUCUAUCUAUCUAUCUAUCUAUCUAUCUAUCUAUCUAACUUUCUUAAACAUAUCUACCUAAAAUAUAUUCUAUCUAAAAUUAUAUCAAUCUAUGCAUCCAAGUCUGUUUAUAUCUAUCUAUCUAUCUAUCUAUCUAUCUAUCUAUCUAAUAUGUUAUAUAAAUUGAUCUAUCUAAAAUUAUUUCAACCUAGCUAUCUAUUUCUUUCUAUCUAUCUAUUUAAGAUUAUUUCAAUCUAUCUAUCGAUAAUUAUUGCAAUUUAUCUAUCUAAUGAUCUAAGUUUAUUUAAAUCUAACGUUAUUUUUAUCUAUCUAACGUUAUUUCUAUCUAUCUAUCUAUCUAUCUAUCUAUCUAUCUAUCUAUCUAUAUAUAUAUAUAUAUAUAUAUAUCCAUUAAAGAACACAAGAUCUAUCUUUCUUUUGAAGUUGGACACUACCUACCUACCUACCUACCUACCUAUCUACCCAUCUAUCUAUCUAUCUAUCUAUCUAAGGUUAUUUCAAACUUUCUAUCUCAGUUUAUUUAAAUUUAAGUCAUUAUCUAUCUAUCUCUCUGCUAAUAUCUAUCUAUAUCAGUUUUUUCAUGGCUAUCUAUCUGUUUGUUCAUAUCUAUCUAUCUAUCUAUCUAUCUAUCUAUCUAUCUAUCUAUCUCAAUUUGUUCAUAUCUAUCUAUUUAUCUAUCAGAAUAUUAACACGUGA